CGGGGCCUCGUCAAGAUGGCGGCGGCUGAGGCGUUGGGCCUGGUGGGCAGGACCGUCAUGGCGGCGGGGCUCGGGGCCCGAUUCUGUCACACAGCAGUCAGUCUCUUCAGCCCAGGGAAGCAACCGUUCCGUCAACGCGGUCAAAGAUCACGAUUUCUUCACCCGCUAACACUCCGGAAUGCAGUGAGAUCCAUGUUUAUUCAAACCCAAGACACCCCGAACCCCAACAGUGUGAAGUUUGUUCCCGGAAGGCCGGUGCUGGAGUCACGGACGAUGGAUUUCUCCACCCCCGCGACCGCCUUCCGCUCACCGCUGGCCAGGCAGCUGUUCCGGAUCGAAGGGGUGAAGAGCGUCUUCCUGGGGCCAGAUUUCAUCACCGUCACUAAGGAGAGCGAAGACGUGGACUGGAACUUGCUGAAGCCCGACAUCUACGCCACCAUCAUGGAUUUCUUUGCCUCGGGCCUGCCGGUGGUGACGGAGGAAGCCCCCUCCGCGGAAGCCGCGACGGAAGAGGAAGACGAAGUGGUGGCGAUGAUCAAGGAGUUGCUGGAUACCAGAAUCAGGCCGACGGUGCAGGAGGACGGAGGCGACGUGAUCUUCCGGGGCUUCGAGGACGGCAUCGUGCAGCUGAAGCUGCAGGGCUCCUGUACUAGCUGCCCCAGCUCCAUCGUCACCCUCAAGAGCGGAAUCCAGAACAUGCUGCAGUUCUACAUCCCCGAAGUCGAAGGGGUCGAACAGGUUGUGGAUGAUGACGAUGAAGAAAAAGAAAUACAAUCUCCUUGAACGCUCUGGAUUUCCCCGAUUUUUGGCUCCCUUUUUACCCUAUCUGCACGAGGAUUUUCCGUAUGGAUUCAGAUAGAACGGGCCGUUUUCUUCAGGGAACAAUACUGAAAUUCAAUCUCCCCCCAAACAGGAGAGAAAAUGCCUCUAUUAUUAAAAAAAAACCCUCCGGAA
This is a messenger RNA of Tachyglossus aculeatus (Australian echidna), 954 nucleotides long. RefSeq names its product NFU1 iron-sulfur cluster scaffold (gene NFU1). Bases 16 to 783 code for a protein of 255 amino acids. Gene Ontology annotation, cellular component: mitochondrion. NCBI's taxonomy places the organism in Eukaryota, Metazoa, Chordata, Mammalia, Monotremata, Tachyglossidae. Gene Ontology annotation, biological process: iron-sulfur cluster assembly. The transcript is spliced from 8 exons. The record is from RefSeq and is a predicted model, not a curated record. Gene Ontology annotation, molecular function: iron ion binding; iron-sulfur cluster binding.